AAUUUUAGUAUUCUGUGUAAUAACUACUAAGCGCUGUGUGCCACAAACCACUUAUUCUAAAGUAGUUUGUGUUGUGUGCUGUGUAUCAAACAUCAGAAUCAGAAUCUGAUGAUCACAUCAGUCAGUUUACUAGAAAUCUUGUUAAGGUUAUAGUUAAUAUUUUGUGGUUAUCGUAUCCAAGUGUUUGAAAAUAUGUUAAUCCAAAUGAAUAUUACAUCUGCAGCGGGGAUUAUUUCCCUUUUGGAAGAACCCAAAUCGGAACUUAAAGUAUUCGCUUUGAAAAAGCUCGACACAAUAGUUGAUGAGUUCUGGCCAGAGAUCUCUGAAGCUAUAGAAAAAAUUGAAAUACUGCAUGAAGACAAAGUAUUUCCGCACCAUCAGUUAGCUGCUUUGGUAGCCAGUAAAGUUUACUACCACCUGGGAGCAUUUGAAGACUCUCUCACGUAUGCAUUAGGUGCUGGAGAUCUUUUUGAUGUCAAUGCCCGUACUGAAUAUGUGGAAACAAUUUUGGCAAAAUGCAUUGACUAUUACACUCAGCAUCGUAUCGCUCUUGCUGAAGGAGUUCCAGAUGCUAAACCAAUUGAUCCCAGACUAGAAGCAAUUGUAAAUCGUAUGUUUCAACGUUGUUUGGAUGACGGUCAAUAUCGCCAGGCUAUGGGUCUCGCUCUUGAAACCAGAAGAAUGGACAUCUUUAAGGCAUCCAUCAAGCAGUCAGACGAUAUGAUCAGCAUGCUUACCUAUGCUUUUCAGGUUGCCAUGAGUCUCAUCCAGAAUCGCAGUUUUCGUAAUACUGUCCUAAGAGCUUUAGUUGGUUUGUACAGUAGCUUGGCUUCUCCUGACUAUGUGAACAUGUGCCAGUGUCUCAUAUUUCUUGAAGAUCCCCCCACCGUUGGAACAAUCCUGGACAAACUUGUCUUGGGAGAUGAGGACAGCCAACUGAUGGCCUAUCAGAUUGCUUUUGAUCUGUAUGAGUCGGCUACCCAGCAAUUUUUGUCGCAGGUGCUCUUCUCUGUUAGGAACACUGCACCGAUUCCAUCGUUGCUAGAAGAGAAAAUCAAGCCCAAGGUGGUCAAGAGUCAGACUGCUACGACUGCUAAUGCGGAUGGGGCUGAAGCUGCUGAGGAAGCACCUAAAGUAGAAGAAAAACCAGAACUGACAAUGGAUGACUUGAGUGACAGUGAGAAAGAACACCAGUUGCGACUUGAAAAACUUCACAGCAUUCUCUCUGGACAAGUUUCCAUUGAACUUCACCUUCAGUUCCUCAUCAGAUCCAAUCACGCUGAUUUAUUGAUUUUGAAACAAACCAAAGAAACAGUUCGAGUUAGUAUUUGCCACACAGCCACUGUUAUUGCCAAUGCAUUCAUGCAUAGCGGCACGACAAGUGACCAGUUUCUGAGAGAUAAUUUGGAAUGGUUGGCUCGAGCCACGAACUGGGCCAAGUUAACAGCAACAGCAUCUUUGGGUGUAAUACACAGGGGACAUGAGCAGGAAGCUUUAACCUUAAUGCAAAGUUAUCUUCCCAAAGAAGUAGGACCUAGUUCGGGGUAUUCGGAAGGUGGUGGUUUGUAUGCUCUAGGACUUAUCCACGCUAAUCAUGGUGGGAACAUUAUUGAUUACCUGCUGGGUCAGGUGAAGGAUUCGCAAAAUGAGAUGGUGAAACAUGGCGGCUGCCUUGGCCUAGGUCUAGCUGCGAUGGGCACUCACAGAACUGAUGUUUAUGACCAGCUAAAGUUCAACCUUUAUCAGGAUGAUGCUAAUACAGGGGAGGCUGCUGGUAUAGCUAUGGGUAUGGUUAUGUUGGGCUCCAGGAAUAAUCUUACCAUCUUCGAUAUGGUGGCGUAUGCCCAAGAGAGCCAACACGAAAAAAUACUCCGCGGUCUCGCCGUCGGCAUCAGCUUCACGAUGUACGGACGUUUGGAGGAAGCCGACGCUCUCAUCCAACAGCUCUCUUCCGACAAGGAUCCCAUCCUCAGGCGGUCGGGCAUGUACACUAUCGCCAUGGCUUACUGCGGCACCGGACACAACCAGGCGAUCAGGAAGCUGCUCCACGUUGCUUAUGCCCAAGAGAGCCAACACGAAAAAAUACUCCGCGGUCUCGCCGUCGGCAUCAGUUUCACGAUGUACGGACGUUUGGAGGAAGCCGACGCUCUCAUCCAACAGCUCUCUUCCGACAAGGAUCCCAUCCUCAGGCGGUCGGGCAUGUACACUAUCGCCAUGGCUUACUGCGGCACCGGACACAACCAGGCGAUCAGGAAGCUGCUCCACGUUGCUAGUUCUUUCCAGAAAGAAGAAUGA
Leptinotarsa decemlineata (Colorado potato beetle) is the source of this 2295-nucleotide messenger RNA. RefSeq names its product Regulatory particle non-ATPase 2 (gene Rpn2). Gene Ontology annotation, molecular function: enzyme regulator activity. The record is from RefSeq and is a predicted model, not a curated record. Gene Ontology annotation, cellular component: proteasome regulatory particle, base subcomplex; proteasome complex; nucleus. Gene Ontology annotation, biological process: regulation of protein catabolic process; proteasome-mediated ubiquitin-dependent protein catabolic process. Lineage: Eukaryota; Metazoa; Arthropoda; Insecta; Coleoptera; Chrysomelidae.